AUGGUAGAUGCGGGUUUCUCUGGCCCCAGAUUUACUUGGUGCAAUGCUAGGGGCUUUGGCCAGAGGAUUUGGAAGAGACUUGAUAGGGUUCUCAUUAACAACGAAUGGACUGCUAAGUUUCAUAGAUGUGAGGUAGAACAUCUUGCUAGCACUGGUUCUGACCAUACACCUAUGCUAGCAAGGUGUUCUAUGACAGACUCAAACCAUAUCAAGUAUUUUAAAUUUCUCAACUUUUGGACUGAUCAAUCAGACUACCUAGAUGUGGUAAGACAGGCUUGGGAACUGGAGGUACAAGGGAAUAUAAUGUGGAGACUUCAACAAAGAUUGAAACACACUGCUAGGUCUUUGAGUAGCUGGUCCAGAUAUCAGGUUGGGGAUGUUUUCGACAAAGUAAAGGAAUGGGAAGAAAAAAUGGCCCAGAUGGAAAUUCAAUACAUUGAUGAUGAUGAUGUGAACAGUAGAGCUGAGAUCCACCAAGCGCAGGCUGAACACACAAGAUGGCUUAAAUGCGAGGAAUCUAUUCUGAGACAAAAAGCAAAUGUGAAAUGGUUGGAAGAAGGCGAUUCUAAUAAAAUAAGGCAAGCUGUUUUUUAUCACGACAAAAACAGUGCCUCAGGGCCUGAUGGAUUUGGGGGCUGUUUCUUUCAAACCAGUUGGGAAAUCAUCAAGAAUGACAUCGUGGAAUUCGUUCAAUGUUUUUUCAAGGGUGCAAAUCUCACCAAAUUCUACACAAGCACUUGCUUCGUGCUUAUUCCAAAGGUAGAACACCCUGUCUCUUUAAACGAUUUUAGGCCUAUAAGCUUGAGCAAUUUCACCAACAAGAUCCUUUCUAAGAUUUUGAGCACUAGAUUGUCUCCAAUGCUCAAAGUUUUAAUUUCAGAAAAUCAGAGUGGGUUCGUUCCGGGAAGGUUGAUCACGGAGAAUAUUCUUCUUGCUCAAGAGGUGAUUCAUGACAUAAGAAAAAGUAAGAUCGGGGAAAAUGUAGUUUUGAAGUUAGAUAUGUCCAAGGCUUACGACAGAGUUGAUUGGGAAUUUUUGAAGAAUGUUCUUACAAGAUUCGGUUUUUCUGACACUUGGAUUGAUAUGGUUUUGAGACUUGUUUCUGGGAACUGGUACUCCAUCUUGAUUAAUGGCCACAGGAGGGGCUUCUUUCAUUCUACCAGAGGCUUAAAACAAGGGGAUCCUCUAUUCCCAUCUCUUUUUCUAUUAGGGUCCGAGGUUCUUUCCAAGUUGUUAAACAGACUCCCUUUGCAUCCCCAAUUCUCUGGCUUUCAAAUGCAGCCCCGUGGCCCUCAGAUUACACAUCUUGCGUAUGCAGAUGAUGUGAUCAUCUUCACAUCUGGAACUCGGUCCUCUAUUGAGCUGGUCCUUCAACAGCUUAGGUUUUAUGAGGAGUGUUCGGGUCAACUGAUCAAUGCCAAUAAGAGCUGCUUUUUAGUGGCUCCAGAUACUGCUGAUAAUCUAAUCCGGGUACUCAAACUCUCUACUGGCUACAAACAUUGUGAUUUUCCUAUAACUUAUCUGGGGUGUCCCCUUUAUGUGGGAAGAAAGAAGAUUAUUUUAUUCAAUGAAGUGGUGUCCAAAAUUGUAAGAAAAACCAAUGGUUGGCAAGGUAAACUUUUAUCUAUAGGGGGAAGGGCAGUGCUCAUUAAACAUGUUUUGCAAUCCCAACCCCUUCAUCUUUUGGCUGCUAUUAAUCCCCCUAAGACUGUCAUAAAACAAACUGAAGCUUACUUAGCCAAUUUGUUUUGGGGAUCUUCUGAUGGGAAAAAUCGAUACCAUUGGUCUUCAUGGGACAAAUUAUGCUAUCCCACAAAGGAAGGAGGCUUGGGGUUUAGAAGAAUUAUGGACAUUUCGAAGAGCUUUACUUACAAAAGAUGGUGGAGAUUUCGAGCGGUCAGAACCUUAUGGUCAGAUUUUCUACUUGCCAAAUAUUGCAAAAGAGUUGGACCAGUUGAGAGAAAAUACCAAUCUGGGCAGUCUCAUUGUUGGAAGAAAUUCAUGGAGAUAAAAUUAGCAGUUGAAAAAAAUAUCCUCUGGAGGAUUAACAGGGGAGAUAUUAGUUUAUGGUGGGACAACUGGACCGGUCAAGGGGCUUUAGCUUUUAUGGUCGAUACAGCAGGGGCAAAUUUAAAGUUACUAGUGAAAGAUGCCAGAAUCGAUGGAGAAUGGGCCUUCCCUGAGCUUCACCAACUGCCCGAAUAUAUUAUUGAACUCAUUAAUUCGAUUGAGGUUGGUGAUCCUGAUAUUCCAGAUCAAGCUAUUUGGAUGCCGUCAGUGUCAGAUAAGUUUUCUACUAAAUCGGCUUGGAACAUGUUGAGGCAGUCCAGAAAUAACAUGAGCACUCUUGCUAAACUUUGGCAUAAAUUUCUCCCCUUUAAAAUUUCCUUCCUAAUAUGGAGAGCUCUCAAAAGAAAGUUUCCUUUCGAUGACAUUUUAUUGCGAUUCAACAUUUCACUCGUCUCUAGAUGUCACUGUUGUUUUAUGCCAAAAAGAGAGACUAUGCUACAUGCUUUUGUAAAUGGGGAAUGUGCAAUCAAAGUGUGGAAAUUUUUUGGGGCUCCUCUUGGUGUCAUUUGGGAGGAUGUCUCUAUUAUUGCUAUGUUGUUGAAAUGGUGGAGCGCCAAGCAUCUUAAUUCAGUCCACAAGGAAAUUCUAACAGGCUUACCUUCGAUCAUUAUAUGGGAGUUGUGGAAAGCUAGGUGUGCCGCUAAAUUUGGUGAAAAAAAGAUGUAUGUUUCCAGAAUUGUCUAUCAAAUCCUCUUUCAUCUCAAAUGGAUCCUGGCUAAAUAUGAUAUGAACAUCGACUGGGAAUCUCGCUGGCCAGCGAUUUGCAAUACUAUCAUGAACUCUCGAGACGAAUUCAAAUGUACCAUCAUUAAAUGGGAAAGGCCCGAACUGAAUUGGGUAAAAUUAAACACGGAUGGUAGUAAAUUCGGUGAUGAUCAGAUCGGGGCAGGUGGUGUUAUCAGGGAUUUCGCUGGCCAUAUGCAUAUGGCGUUUGCAAAAAGCUUAGAUACGGGCAGCCACAACCAUGCUGAAGCAAAGGCUGCCCUAUUUGGGCUUCGGUGGUGCAAGGAGAAUGGUUUGCAUAAUGUCAUUUUAGAGUGUGACUCUAAGUUUGUAGUAGAUAUGUUGAAAUAUGCUUGUGUUGUACCGUUGCAACUGUAUCAUAUUAUUGAGGAGACUAGAAAGAUUAUUUCUCAGAUAAAUGUGGUGACACAACACUGUUUUAGGGAAGCGAAUCAAGUAGCGGAUGCCAUGGCUAAAGUGAGCACAAGGGGACAAAAUAUGAUCGUCUACAACUGCGCAAGCAUAUUAAGAUACAAUGCAGAAGCAGCUAAGGAUUUACGCUUGAUGUUAUAUGCAGGCAAUGGAAGAGGGAUCCAAUGGACUGUCGUUGCUGCAGCGACCCUUUACCAGAGACCAUUAAGCACUUGUUCAUUUAUAAUGAACCAGCUAGGCGGCUUUGGAAGUGCCUUGGACAGACAUUGGGGAUCAUACUGA
Messenger RNA from Lycium barbarum (goji berry), 3507 nucleotides. RefSeq lists its product as uncharacterized. The coding region runs from base 1 to 3507 and encodes 1168 amino acids. Gene Ontology annotation, molecular function: nucleic acid binding; RNA-DNA hybrid ribonuclease activity. The record is from RefSeq and is a predicted model, not a curated record. The transcript has 3 exons. NCBI's taxonomy places the organism in Eukaryota, Viridiplantae, Streptophyta, Magnoliopsida, Solanales, Solanaceae.